Messenger RNA from Komagataella phaffii GS115, 750 nucleotides. RefSeq lists its product as uncharacterized. NCBI's taxonomy places the organism in Eukaryota, Fungi, Ascomycota, Pichiomycetes, Pichiales, Pichiaceae. The transcript has a single exon. Bases 1 to 750 code for a protein of 249 amino acids. The record is from RefSeq and is a predicted model, not a curated record.
AUGACAACAAAAGAUUUGCUAUACAAGAAAUUUGUCCUUUUCGGUGACUCCAUCACCCAGAGAACCUUUGACCAGUAUAUUCUAGGCGGGGACCCCUCCCGAUUGGAUUACUCGCUGGGUGCCCAACUAACAUCAAUUUACAAUAGGAAGCUUCAAGUGUUGAACCGAGGAUUUUCAGGCUAUAACACCGAACAUGCCCGCCAUAUUCUUCCUGAACUUUUAAGGAUAGAGCACGAUGAAAGUAACAGUAAGGUUGAACUGAUGUGGAUCUUCUUUGGUUCCAACGACGCUGUUGAAAAGGGUUUACAAAAGGUUGAGUUGGAAAGAUAUGAGCAGAACUUAAAUUUCCUAACUCAAUUGGCGUUGGAUCGUGGAAUCAAAGUUAUUCUUAUUACUCCAGGAGUAGUGGACGAUUCUGUGCUUUCUCAGAGAGAUCCUGAAUGGAAAGAUGGUCAUUUUCGAACUACAACAAGGAACAAGAUGUACGCUGCAGCCGUGAAAAGGGUCGGCAAGCACUUUAAUGUUCCCGUUCUGGAUUUGCUUUCCGCAUUAGAAACACACGGAAACUUUGAACAAUUGCUGGUAGAUGGUUUACAUUUCCUUGGAAAGGCUUACCAAAUUCUAUUCAGAGAGCUACUGAAUCUCAUUGAGACCGAGUACCCAGAACUUCAUCCAGACAAAUUACCGAUGAAACUUCCUUAUUGGAGAGACAUCGAUUCAUCUGACAUCGAAGGAAGUUUGAACGGCUGA